This is a messenger RNA of Pieris rapae (cabbage white), 1055 nucleotides long. RefSeq lists its product as uncharacterized. Lineage: Eukaryota; Metazoa; Arthropoda; Insecta; Lepidoptera; Pieridae. The record is from RefSeq and is a predicted model, not a curated record. The transcript has a single exon. Gene Ontology annotation, biological process: regulation of actin filament polymerization; negative regulation of apoptotic process. Gene Ontology annotation, cellular component: clathrin-coated vesicle; actin cytoskeleton; apical plasma membrane. Bases 171 to 884 code for a protein of 237 amino acids.
ACUGGUCACUCAGAUUAGUAUUGAUUUUUAAUUUGUGCGAAUACGGAAUAUUCUAAGUUGUUUGUUGCGCAAUAUUGAAAACAACCAAGUACAAACACAACAUCCAUUGGACAAUCCAAAUUCUCUUACUAACUUUUUAUUUUAACCAAUUUUAAACCCACUUAAAGAAUAUGAAUACGUUUAUGGACAAAAUCAAAUCAAUAUUUGGAUUAAAACCAGAACCGCCUAGAAACGAUUUUAGAAACCCUAUUUGGGGUUCAGACGAUGAUGAUGAUGAAGACGAAUUAUAUUCGAGGCAACAAUUGGACAUAUAUCAAGAUCCUCUUCAAUUACAACAAGAAUUUGCCAAACAUAUGCACGAAAUGUUUAAAACGUUCGGUAGUGUGUUUGGUGACAUGAAGUCAUUUUUCGAUGACGAUUCUUUUAAAACCUUCCAGACUGUACCAGAUCUACAUACAUUCGAUUCCCAAUCUCAGACAGAGGAUGCCGAUAGCAAUCGUAUAAGAGACUACUAUUUGAAACCUGGCUAUCAUCAUAAACAUCAUCCAAAGGAGGAUAUAGAUUUAGAUGGAAAAAUAUCCUCAAAUGAUAUCUCAGACUUAUUUAAAAAGAAGCCAGAGAGUCAUAUAGUACCUGCAACUCCUUUUAAUGGAAAUAUGGUGCCUGGUAGGUCAUUUUGUCAAACAAUUAUAACAACAAGUGUUACAAAGCCUGAUGGCACAAUAGAAACUAAAAGGAUAGUUAAAAAUGGCAAUGAAGUGGUAGAAGAGACCAUAACAUCGACAGAACCAACUUCGAAAGGUCCUUACCCUGGAUUUAAUCCAAUAGACACAACAAAUAUCAUGUUUUCGCAACUCUCAUCGUUACUAAGAAAUUUUUACUAAAAUUAUAGAAUACAUACAAGGUCAUAUAUUUAUAGUAAAAAGUAGAAGUUACCCUAAAAACUUUGUUAAGAUACCAUCCUUGUAACUAAUCUGUCCUUUGUAUUUAUACUUUAAACUUAGUUUGUUUUUUAUAGUCGGACUUACCAAAUAAAACUCCAUCUGAAAAAUGUU